This is a messenger RNA of Rangifer tarandus platyrhynchus (Svalbard reindeer), 510 nucleotides long. The record is from the annotation of a GenBank genome assembly. Lineage: Eukaryota; Metazoa; Chordata; Mammalia; Artiodactyla; Cervidae.
AUGGCCUCUGCGCACAUCUGCACACUUGGGAUUCUGUUUAUGCUCAGUGGACUGAGAGCUCAGUCGGUGACUCAGCCAGAAGAUCAGGUCGCUGUCUCGGAAGGGGAUCCAGUGACUGUGAAGUGCACCUAUUCAGUGUCAGGGAGCCCUUAUCUUUUUUGGUAUGUCCAACAUCGCAAUCAAGGUCUCCAGUUCCUUCUGAGAUACAUCGGAGGGGACAAGUUGGUUCAAGGCAACUACGGUUUUGAGGCUGAGUUUAACAAGAGCCAAACCUCUUUCCACCUGAAGAAACCAUCUGUUGUAGGGAGUGACUCUGCCUUGUACUUCUGUGCUGUGAGCGACACAGUGGUUGGGGCUGCAGGGAGAGCUGAAUAUAAACCCCUGAGCACAGAAAACCAUGCUCCUGAAGCCUUAAUAUCCCUCCACAAGCUUAGAACCUCCCAGGAAGGGCUCUGGUUGACUCAGUGUGAGGCAGAUGCUGUUCCCUGGACAAGUUGUGCUGGCUACUAG